Molecule: messenger RNA, 1953 nt
Organism: Xiphophorus maculatus (southern platyfish)
Lineage: Eukaryota; Metazoa; Chordata; Actinopteri; Cyprinodontiformes; Poeciliidae
Gene: nae1
Product: NEDD8 activating enzyme E1 subunit 1
Exons: 20
Coding region: 42-1640 (532 amino acids)
Biological process (GO): DNA damage response; protein neddylation; protein ubiquitination
Cellular component (GO): nucleus; cytoplasm
Molecular function (GO): ubiquitin activating enzyme activity; NEDD8 activating enzyme activity
Source: RefSeq, a predicted model, not a curated record
GUAAAACUAGAGUCAUCAACGUAAGUCAUUUUAAAGCUAUCAUGGCAGCCACCAAAGGCUCCAAAGAGCAAAAAUACGACAGACAGCUGCGUCUGUGGGGUGACCAUGGACAGGAAGCUCUGGAGAACGCUCAUGUAUGUCUCAUCAAUGCCACAGCCACUGGAACGGAGAUCCUGAAGAAUUUGGUGCUACCAGGGAUUGGAGCUUUCACCAUUGUAGAUGGACAUACAGUUGCUGGGGAAGAUGUAGGAAAUAACUUUUUCCUUAGCAGCAACAGCAUUGGAAAGAAUAGAGCACAAGCUGCCACCGAGCUACUACAAGAGUUGAACAGCGACGUGUCGGGAAACUUUGUCGAGGAGAGCCCAGACAAGCUUCUGGACAAUGAUCCGGAGUUUUUUCACAGAUUUACAAUAGUCAUUGGAGUCCAGUUGCCAGAAAGCACAUGUUUAAGGCUCGGCUCAGUUCUGUGGAGUGCCUCUGUACCUUAUCUAGUUUGUAAAACCUAUGGCCUGAUAGGCUACAUGAGGCUAGUAGUGCAGGAGCACACAGUCAUUGAAUCUCAUCCAGACAACGCAUUGGAGGAUCUCAGAUUAGAUCAACCUUUUGAUGAGUUUAAGAACCACAUAAACUCCUAUGACCUCACAAGCAUGGAAAAGAAGGAUCACAGUCACACCCCAUGGAUUAUCAUUGUAGCUAAAUAUCUGGAUCGGUGGCUCAGUGAGCAUGAUGGUCAGCCACCAAAAAAUUACAAGGAGAAGGAAUCCUUCAGACAAAUGAUUCGGGAAGGGAUCUUGAAGAAUCUGAACGGUGUUCCAGAAGAUGAAGAAAACUUCGACGAAGCUAUUAAGAAUGUCAACACUGCGUUAAAUCCAACAAAGAUUCCAAGUGCUGUUGAAGAUCUCUUCAGUAGUGGACAAUGUAACAUCACAGCACAGUCUCCAUCCUUCUGGGUGAUGCUGCGAGCUGUGAAAGAGUUUGUUCACAGUGAAGGCAGUGGAAACCUUCCUGUACGAGGCACCAUCCCGGACAUGAUAGCAGACUCUCAGAAGUUUAUCAAUCUCCAAAACAUUUACAGGGAAAAGGCCCUGCAGGAUUCAGCAGCUGUUGCUAAGCAUGUUGAAAGUCUACUACAGUCUGUUGGAAAGCCAGCAGAGAGCAUUUCUGAAAGAGACAUCAAGCUGUUCUGUAAAAAUGCAGCCUUCCUUCGUGUUGUGUGCUGCCGGUCUUUGGCUGAAGAAUAUCACGUGGAUUCAGUAAAUAAGGAUGAGAUAACUUCUUGCAUGGACAGUCCAGACAGCGAGAUGGUCUUCUACCUCAUGCUCCGCGCUGUUGAUCGCUUCUAUCAGCUGCACUCUCGCUACCCAGGAGUGUAUAACUACCAGGUGGAGGAAGACAUCAGCAAGUUGAAGCUGUGUGUGAACAGCCUGCUGCAAGAGUACAACCUCAAUGUCAACAUAAAAGAUGACUACAUCCAUGAGUUUUGUCGAUACGGUGCAGCGGAGCCACACACAGUUUCCGCAUUCUUAGGAGGAUCAGCUGCUCAGGAGGCAAUCAAGAUCAUCAGCCACCAAUUUGUGCCCUUCAACAACACUUUCAUUUAUAACGCCAUGUCACAGACCUCUGCAACAUAUCAGCUAUGAAUACAGUCGGUAUCUUUGCUAACGGAGACAUCUGCAACAGUGGCAGAAAGGAUGAACUUAUCGUAAAAAUGAUUUCCAUCCUUCUUGUAAGGAAGAAGAUCAUGAAGAUGUUUUUCCUAACACCCGUCUUCACCACCUUUCUGUCCUGGAGAGAUAUAAACAAGCCUGAUAGCGACACUUCGUUAGUUUUUUCACCUUUGUUAAUACAUUACGGUCUCUGCAGCACUUUGUAUGCUUUCAUCCCAGCUGUUUGUCAUUGUGUUUGGAGCAACAUCUGUAAACACAUGUCUUGCUGUAAAAGAUUCCAACAGUU